Messenger RNA from Spea bombifrons (plains spadefoot toad), 1728 nucleotides. Its product is annotated as keratin, type II cytoskeletal 80-like. Gene Ontology annotation, cellular component: keratin filament. The coding region runs from base 243 to 1508 and encodes 421 amino acids. Gene Ontology annotation, biological process: intermediate filament organization; keratinization. Gene Ontology annotation, molecular function: structural constituent of skin epidermis. Lineage: Eukaryota; Metazoa; Chordata; Amphibia; Anura; Pelobatidae. The transcript has 9 exons. The record is from RefSeq and is a predicted model, not a curated record.
UGUAUACAUACAGGUGUAUUCGGCAAUGCCUUAUUUUUGUGAUUGAAGCUGGGGCAUUAGCAUAUUGUGUGGCUGACACCCCACUGUUUUUUCCAGAGAACUGGUAAUUGCAGCCUCUCCCUGUGUCUUACAGGCACACCCAGACACUGUGCUCCUUCUUUGGAAAGACAGAGCUGCUCUGUGUUUUCUGUCGGAAACAGAGUUUUUCCACAAGUCCACAGCUGGUACAUUAACUAGGCUGAAUGGCUACUUACUCUCAACUAUCUGACUAUGAAUCAUCUCCAUGGCAACCAGAUACUUUCAAGGCAAGAGAGAGUAAUUUAAACAGCCCUCCUACAUCAAUACAUUACACUAAGGAUGUUAAUAUUACUAAUGGCUCUCAGUCUGAAGUCUUCGAGGAGACCUUUAAAUCCACACUUAAGGUGACCUCUGACAGCUCAUCGCCACAACAUGUGGAGGACACCGACUCCAAGUUAAGUACCACCCUCGCUUCCUUCAUGGACAAGAUAAGAUACUUAGAAAAACAAAGAGAGAUCUUGGAAGACCGUUGGGCCAUGCUACAAGUAGAAGAAAACUCCCAAAAAGAUUUGGAGCCAAUUUAUCUGUCGUACAUCAGUCGGCUCCUUGGUCAGGUGAAUCGUGUCACUCAGAAGAACCACCAUACACAAUUCAACUUGUUGGACAUGAUGGAUUCCGUGAAAGAUAACAAGAACAAGUUUGAAGGUGAACUCUUCUUACACACACAAUUGGAGUAUUCCUUUGUAGAUAUGAAAAAGGAUGUGGACACCUGCAGCUUAGAUCGAACAGAACUGGAAAUUAAACGGAGGGAGCUGAAAGGUUUGAUAGAACUGAUGAAAUCCGUAUAUGAACAGGAACUGAAGGAGUUAAUUGAAGAGACAGGGGACAUAUCAGUUCUAGUGAACAUGGACAGUAGUUGUCACUUGGACCUGGAGAGUAUCGUAGAAGAGGUGAAAGAGCGUUAUGAAAGUAUUGCAGCUCGGAGCCGGAAGGAAGCUCAGGCACUGUCCAAGAGCAAGCUGCAGCAGGGUGCACUAAGGGCAGGACACUGUGAGGUAGAACUGGAGAACAGCCGCACACAGAUAAGUCAACUGAACAGUAAGAUUCAACGCAUGAGGUCAGAGAUCUUAAGUGUUCAGAACCAGUGUAUACAUCAGGAGCAAGAAGUGUCAAAGGCCAAGACAAAGAGUAAUACUGCACUUAAAGAUGCCAAUAUGAAGCUUGAGGAGGUCCAGGAAGCUCUGCAGAAGGCCAAGCAGGACAUAGCUCGCCAAAUGCGAGAAUACCAGCAGCUGAUGAAUGUGAAACUGUCUCUGGAUAUUGAAAUUGUCACUUACAAGAAACUGUUGGAAGGAGAGGAGAGCAGGUUGCAAGCUCCACCUUCAGUUGUAAAUGUUCACGUUGAAAGUGAAGUUCGAAAACCGGCGCCUUCUAGAUUUAAAAGAAGCAGCAGUUCCAAGAGUCUUCAGAGCAGUUCCUCAGAUUAUUAAAGUAGUAUUUUUAUUAUGGUAACCUUCCAACAACUUUCACCAAGCCUUCUAGUUGCAAUUUCAAAAUGUAAAGUCAACCGCAAGUGGUGAAGAAAUGGCCUAGAUCACUACAACAUUUAAACAGUUCCUGUAUACACAUUUACAUAAACCGCUUUGCUUUUCACCUUAUAGGAUUCUAUGAAUAAACAUAGUUCUGUCUUUUGUCUACACACAUCAAAAA